Messenger RNA from Mycosarcoma maydis (corn smut), 495 nucleotides. RefSeq lists its product as uncharacterized. The record is from RefSeq and is a predicted model, not a curated record. The transcript has 3 exons. The coding region runs from base 1 to 495 and encodes 164 amino acids. NCBI's taxonomy places the organism in Eukaryota, Fungi, Basidiomycota, Ustilaginomycetes, Ustilaginales.
AUGACUGAAUCAAAGACACCAGCAAAGGCAGCGACGGCAGCGACGGCAGCGACGGCAGCAGACAGGGCUGUCGACGAUCCACUGACCACGUGGAAAGAGGAUGCGUCGAAGCAAGAUUCCGCAAAGACCAUCGAGAAUGGCGAUGACCGGGUGGAAGAGGCAGACGAGGCUGGUCAGGACGAACCUGGGCGAGAAGGGGAUGAUGAUGAUGGUGAGGAGGGAGAUGAGGGAGAGCAAGAGGAAGAGUGCGAGUACGAGUCGUCGGCGGAUCAAGACGAAAGCGGACAUGUGGGACUCUCGUACCUGUUGGAAGAUCACGACGAAGACGAAUCGGAAGAUGAGGACUUUCACGAAUCCCAAGAGGACGACAACGAAGACGAUGAUCCAGAAAUUCAAGAAUCGGACGAGGAGGACAGUACACCAGCCUCAUCAAGUGCCAAACGCAAACGUGCACCUGGAGCUGCCGAAACCGACGCGAGCAAGCGGUCUAAGUAA